AUGCCUAUUACAUUACAUCUAAGAGCUGAGACCAAGCCUAUGGAGGCUCGUGCUGCCCUAACCCCAACCACCGUACAACAACUGAUUUCUAAGGGUUUCAAGAUCUAUGUCGAGGAAUCCCCACAAUCUACUUUCAAUAUUAAUGAAUAUAAGAAAGCCGGUGCUAUCAUUGUUCCAAAAGGUGAUUGGAUUUCUGCUCCUCGUGACAGAAUCAUUAUCGGAUUGAAGGAAAUGCCAGAAGAAGAUAAAUUUCCUUUAGUACACGAACAUAUUCAAUUUGCUCAUUGCUACAAGAAUCAAGAUGGUUGGAAGGAUGUGUUGAAGAGAUUUAUUAAUGGUAAUGGUACAUUAUACGAUCUUGAAUUUUUAGAAAACGAUGAAGGUAGAAGAGUUGCUGCCUUUGGGUUUUAUGCAGGUUUUGCUGGUGCCGCGUUAGGUUUAAAGGAUUGGAGUUUUAAACAAACUCAUUCUGAUAGUGAAGACUUACCAGGUGUUACUCCAUUUCCAAAUGAACAAAGUUUAAUUAAAGAUAUUAAAAAAGAUUAUCAAGCUGCUUUAAAGACUGGUGCAAAGAAACCAACUGUUUUAAUAAUUGGUGCUCUGGGAAGAUGUGGUUCAGGUGCUAUUGAUUUCUUACAUAAAGCUGGUGUUCCAGAUGGUAAUAUUAUUAGAUGGGAUAUGAAGGAAACUGCUAAAGGUGGUCCAUUCCAAGAAAUUGCUAACGCUGAUAUCUUCAUCAAUUGUAUAUAUUUAUCCAAGCCAAUUCCACCUUUCAUUAAUUACAAAUUAUUAAAUAAUAGAAAUAGAAGACUAAGAACCGUUGUGGAUGUCUCUGCUGAUACUACCAAUCCACAUAACCCUAUCCCAAUUUACAGUAUUGCCACAGUUUUCAACAAACCAACCGUCAGAGUAAAUACCACAGCUGGUCCAAAAUUGUCUGUGAUCUCAAUUGAUCAUUUACCAUCCUUGUUACCAAGAGAAGCAUCUGAAUUUUUCGCUAGAGAUCUGUUACCAUCUUUGGAACAAUUACCAGAGAGACAAACAGCACCAGUAUGGGUCAAGGCCGAAAAAUUGUUUGAAAGAAACUGUGCUCGUUCUUACAGAUCCUCUAAAUUGUAA
Molecule: messenger RNA, 1119 nt
Organism: Maudiozyma saulgeensis
Lineage: Eukaryota; Fungi; Ascomycota; Saccharomycetes; Saccharomycetales; Saccharomycetaceae
Source: the annotation of a GenBank genome assembly